CUUAUCAUGUGCAAAGUUAUACGAUUUAAUGUUUGCUGGGCUGGGCUUAGUGAGAAAACGUGGAUGUGAUAAAGAAAAAUAAAUUUUGGGCGGGACGAAGUUUGCUGGAUCAGCUAGUGUUUAACUAUUAUUCUUUUGAUCGAACAAUUCUGAGAUCAUUCCAAACUUGGAGAGGAGAAAAUUUUGAUAUCAGUGGAAACUAUUUCUUCCACUGAACAGCUUGAAAUAGUUGCAACAGAAUUUGAAACCAAUAUUGAAUCCACCUUUGAAGAAAACUGUCCACUGAAGCAAAAAACUUGAAGUAAGGAUGCAUCUUGGUGGAACAAAAAGCCUUUCAAGCGUAGAAAAUUGUCUAGAAACCUUUUCAACGAAGCAAAAAUUACUUCUGAUUGGACAUAUUACAAAAACUGUCUAACAGAAUAUAACAAAGAAAUCCGUAAAUCUAAAUGAAGGAAUUGGAACUUCACCUGUGAACAGGUGGGAAGUUUACUUGUUGUAGCAAGACUGCAUAAAGCCCUUUCUAAGGUUCACACCAACGAACUUGGUAGUCUGAAAAAAGGAAACGGUCAAUAUACCACCAACUCCCAGGAAACAAACACACAUCUCAGGCUCAAUCCAAUUGACUACAGGACACGCACAGGUCUUCAAUACAGCUCAAUCUUGUCCAAUCAGAGACGAGAAUAUAUCUAAUGAAAUGACUAGGGCGGUCUUUGUGAAGUCAAGGGUUGAGUGGGCAGUGGAUUCCUUGAAGCCCUUUAAAUCUCCGGUACCAGAUGGGAUUUAUCCAGUGCUGUAACAAAAAAGCAAGGAUAUCAUUGUCCCUCUUCUUACGGAGAUGUUUAGAGCUAGUAUGGUACUAAGCUACAUUCCUAGUAAAUGGCGGAAAGUCCGGGUUAUAUUUAUUCCCAAGGCUGGAAAACGUGACAGGACGACUCCCAAAGCGUAUAGACCAAUUAGUGUAACAUCUGUCAUCUUAAAAAUUAUGGUAAAGGUCAUUGAUCUCCACAUCAAAUCAUCAUAUUUGAACAGGAGACCAUUGAAUAAAUUUCAAUUUGCCUACCAAGCAAAUAAAUCAACUGAAACAUCGUUUCACACGUUAAUUUCAAAAAUAGAGAAGUCUUUUGAUGCUAAAGAAAUCUCACUUACAGUUUUUUUUAUAUUGAGGGAGCAUUUGACAAUGCAUCCCACAACUCUAUAAAUAAAGCUAUGAAAAAAUUUAGUUUUGACAUGUGCAUCUCCAACGGGAUACCUUGGAUACAUGCCAUGCUAACCAACCGAAUAAUAACAACUAAAACCAGCUUUAGUGUUCCCGUGAACGUCAACUUGAACAGGUGGUGGAAUAGUACAAUCAUUCCACGGUGAACUACAUUGCGAACAAACAGUUCAAAAAAUCGUGGUGAAUAGAACGUUUUUGUUCAAGUUCACGUUCAUAUUAAAAGUUUGCCAGUAAACGUGAAGUAAAUGAACAUCGAGCUUCAAUGAAGUAAUUCGUAUAAAAUAUACAGUUGUUCACGAAACAAUCCGAAGCAACGAAAUUUUCCACUCUGUGCAGAUAUUCGAUUGAAUGAAAUUGCAUCCAUAUCGAAAUUUUCAUUGAAAACUCGAGAAUUGCUAAACAUAUCCUUUACAGUUCAAGGUAGGUUUAGGCCCUGAUUCUCGAAUACAUUCACGGUGGAAACGAAAUGAACGGCACGCCAUUGAACUACGUUUUACGAGUUAGUGAAGUGUCGAAGAUAAUGAUGAGUUUUCAGGCAGAAUGAGCACUUUUCAAAUAAAAAAUCAUUAAUGAAACUUAUCUUCCUCGUAUCAAACUGAUAUUCAAUGUGAGUGGAAAACUUUGUUUUCUUCAUGUGGUAUAAUAAUCCCAUACAAAAAUUUCAUCUGAAGAUAAUUUGAUAUUAUAAUGAUAAAUUUAGUGGGAAACUAAUCUCGCAUCCAGAUGUCGACACCGUACCGUUGUCAUCCCGAAUGCGUUUCAUACCGUUUCCACCGUGAAGUGUAUUCGAGAAUCAGGCCCUUAGAGUUCCCGUGAACGUGAACGCGGACAAACACUUUUUUGUUAAUAAUUCAUUGGGACAUUCGAACGUGAACAUGAACGGGGAAAUAUUUUGACGUCUAUAUUCACCACUGUUUUCACGUUCACGUUCACCGAAGUCGGUGAACUAUGGUGAGUUCACCAACAUCUCGAUUCCACGGUGGAAAUUCAGAAUCGUUGUGAAAUAUUCAAUUAUUCCUCUUUUAUCAAUAUGAAUUGUGUUUAAACAUGUUUUUCAACUAGAAAAUGUUUCUUCCUAUCGUUUCAAGAUGUUUUCCUCGCGUUUUAUAUAUGGACUGAUUAUAUAAAAAGUGUAUUAUUAUUAACAAAGUGUUUGUCCGCGUUUACGAUCACGGGAACUCUAAACCUACCUUAAACCAACUAGAGGUUGCGCUCAAGGAGGAGUAUUGUCUCCUCUGUUGUGGUUCCUAGUUGUCGGCGAUCUUCUUAAUAACCUAUCUUAUUUAAGAUACGAAGUCAUUGGUUUUGCUGAUGACAUAAUCAUCUUAGUGAGGGGUAAAUCAACAUUGUGUGGUAAUACUUGGCGUCGAAAGCGAAACACUCGGUUGGAAGAGACAUCUUUACUGGAUUGGAAAGCUUCAUAAAUUUACCUGAGAAAGUACCGCUUGGACAAAACAAAAACAAUCACUCUGUUUUCGUGAUUUCCGUGUUUACGAUGAGUUCUGACGAGGACUAUUCACCACCAGUGGCGAAACACAAACGCAGGCGAGCUGAAUCCGGAAGCGAGAAGGUUCGCGACCAGCUUUCCCUGCAGAAGUCGAACAGUUUGCGGCACAUUUGUGUGUUGUGCAACCAGCAAUUCUCGACAAUUUGGGAUUUAUAUCAACACAAACGGGAGGAGCACAAUGUAUUCCGAUGCGGCCUGUGUAAGGAAGAAUUUCUAGCUGAGGAUGAUUACAACAGUCACAUUCGGACUGAACAUGGAAGACGUGAUCGGCAGCUUAUGUGCCUAACCUGUGGCCAGUUGUUCCGAUUAGCAUCCCAGCUGAAAGACCACAUCGAGUCCCGAUGCGGGACGGACCAGAAGAAUGAGUGCCCGGUGUGCCAUUCCCAUUUCUUAACACAGGAAUCUUUGAACGCUCACAUCAUCCAGCAUCUGGGAGAAAAAAGCCAUUCGUGCAGCAAUUGUGGUGCGAGUUUUUCCACCAGGGAGAGUUUGAUUUCACACUCGACCACACAUAUGUUCCCGUAUGACUGCAGUUCAUGUAAGAGUCGAUUCUCGUGCGUUGAAAAUCUGCUAAAGCAUCGGAGUGCUCGUCCGGACACCUGUGGACUGCCACAAAAUAGUCAGACCAACAAAAGCCCGUCUUACAACAAAAAAAACACCAAUCAAACUGACCUUCGAGUACCUACCCAAAAUGUGUCAUCACAGAAAUCAGGACCAGUGCGCCAGCGAACCGCAUCCGUCACAAAUUUGUCGGACGAGUCUGAGGAUAAUGCUGAUGAUUGCUCCGAUGGAGAAGAAUCGGUGAAAUCCUUACCUCCGGAAGAAGGCAGAAAUACACCUGCGGAGGAGGAUGAAGAAGAAUACUUUUUAGGUUAUUCUGAUGAAUCGAUGGAUGUUUCAAGAGAGAAAAUGUACCCUACAAUUGACAUCGAAGCCAUCGAGAUCAAAGAAGAAGAAAGGGAUGAUGAUUGCGAAGCGCAGGAGACAAACGGCAACGCGAACGAGAGUUCGAAUGAUGCGUCCGCUGAUUCUAAAGAGGAAGAAGAUACAGUCGAUAUAACAGUGAUGUAUGAAGAUACAGAGUACAUUAUGGAAGAAACGGUACACAGCGAUGAUGCUAGGUACGACAGCAAUCGGUCUGACGAAGAUGAACCCGACAAUGCUAACAGCGAGGAUGGUGACCGCGAUGAUAAUCAGCCUAACGCAAAUGAACCAGACAAUGAGAAAAGCGAGGAUGAGAAGGAACAGUAUUCAGAAUGCAACGAUUAUAUUGACGAUGAUUAUUCUGAGGACUAUAAACCUGCCAAUGAUAGAAAGAAUAGAAGGCGAAAAAUUGUAGAUGAUUCUGCGGUAGUCAUGCGCAAGAAACGACGGGGCAGACCUCCAAAAGUAAUUGUUCCGAGGAUACUGGAGGAUACCGAAGACAUGAUAGUAAUUGAUAUGGCACAGCAAGAGCGGGAAUUCAAAGCCGCACGCGUUGUUUUCGACGAAAACAUCCAACAGGUCUCGGCGGAUUGUUACCGUUGUAUUCACUGUCCGUCACAGUUUACCAGUGAAUAUCUCAUCGGCCGCCACCUGGAGCGAGAUCAUGAUAUCCAGUUGAAUGGCUUCCUUAACAUUCUCCAUUCUGGUAGAAUUUAUACCAAAGAAAGACGUUUCAAGUGUAGAUAUUGUGAACGUUUAUAUGUUUAUGAGAGAUCCCUCGAGAAACACGUUGGUGUUCAUGGGCCGAAUGGGUUGCAUAUCCACAAAUGUUCGUGCUGCAACAAACACUUUGAAACGGAGGACGAAGCGCAGACCCAUGCAAUGGAAACACAUCGCGACCGUUUGGAGUGUUCUUUUUGUGAAAAAGUAUACAAAACCCCGGAAGUACUCUCCGCCCAUAUGAAAUAUGUGCACAAAGGGACCACACUUCGACUGAAUGUUUGUCUGAAAUGUGGCAAACAGUUUACUUCAAAGUCUCACCUAAUGGAUCAUGAGCGAGCAAAUUGUGGCGAAAAUCCAUUAUAUCAGUGUGAAAUUUGCGACAAACGUUUGCACAGCGCUCAUACGCUUAAAGCCCAUUAUGACAUCCACGCAAACAAAUUACCCUAUUCCUGCGAGUAUUGCGGGAAGAACUGCCGGACAAAUUACCAGCUCAAAGUGCAUGAGCGAUCGCAUACGGGUGAAAAGCCGUAUGCUUGUGAAUUUUGUCCGAAAACAUUUUCCCACCACGAGACGUUAUACACGCAUCGAUCCGUGCACACGGGUAUGAAACGGUUCGUUUGCUGCGGCUGCGGUUCGAGAUUCACGUGCAUUUCCAACCUCCAGGCGCACCGACGAACCCACAAAACAACAUGCGCUACGGUGCCCAACGUUGCGUACGUCGUAGGAAGGGCUGCAUCACGAUAUCAUCAUCUACCCGAUGACUAUGAGCUUCCGUACCCGAAAAAUCAGAAAACGGAAUGAUUCCGAGAGUGACAUUAAAGCAUAGAGUCUAAUCUUGUUAAGUAUUUUA
Toxorhynchites rutilus septentrionalis is the source of this 5220-nucleotide messenger RNA. Its product is annotated as zinc finger protein Xfin-like. The record is from RefSeq and is a predicted model, not a curated record. Gene Ontology annotation, biological process: regulation of transcription by RNA polymerase II. Lineage: Eukaryota; Metazoa; Arthropoda; Insecta; Diptera; Culicidae. Gene Ontology annotation, cellular component: nucleus. Gene Ontology annotation, molecular function: RNA polymerase II transcription regulatory region sequence-specific DNA binding; DNA-binding transcription factor activity, RNA polymerase II-specific. The transcript is spliced from 8 exons. The coding region runs from base 2712 to 5171 and encodes 819 amino acids.